Messenger RNA from Eriocheir sinensis (Chinese mitten crab), 683 nucleotides. RefSeq lists its product as uncharacterized. The transcript is spliced from 6 exons. NCBI's taxonomy places the organism in Eukaryota, Metazoa, Arthropoda, Malacostraca, Decapoda, Varunidae. The record is from RefSeq and is a predicted model, not a curated record. The coding region runs from base 225 to 683 and encodes 152 amino acids.
GGAGGUAUUUCUCGCAGCACCGGCGUCCCAGGCAGCGUGGCGGACCUUGACAGCGGCCCAGCGGCUUCACGACACUAUUUUUCACACCCACGCCGUGCUUUGGGCUUCCUGCUACCCCAACUCCAGUAGUAGUGCACCCCAGCAGCCUGAGCAGUGGACCUAGAGAGUCAGCUUGACCUAUUGGGCUGGUCAUUGCUCACACAGACGCCUAAGUAGCCGCAGUAAUGAACCUGAACAAACUGCUUGACCCACAAAACCCCAGGAUGGCUCUCAUCUGGAGUUUUGCCAGUUCCCAAUACUUGUUCAAGAAAAAGAACAGAAAGGAGUACAGAGAACUCCUGAGUGUUGAUGUCACUGAUGUAUGUGGUAAAUUGAAGGAAGUAAUGUUAGGACUCCCCAGUAAGAAGAUGGCUUACAAGGCCUUCUUUAGAGCAAGCAUGGUGGCCAGUGGUGCCCUCAGGCUCCAUAACAAACAAAUGGACAUCCUCAUAGAUGACACCGUGAAGCUACUUGAAGCCAUGCGAAGGGAGAGAAAAGCUUUGGAAUCCCUAGAGGAGAACCUGGACUGCAUCACCAUGGAACAAAUGCUUGAUUUUGACUUGGGGGCUGCUGCACCUGUCACCACCACUCUCCCUGCAGCGGCUACUGCUGCUUCCAGACAGCAGCAGAUUAACUGGGGUUAG